UUGGUCGUGAGUGGGGAGCUGGGGCUGCGCUGGAUGCAGCAGGCAAUGUCGUGCAGGGUCCUCAGAUCUCCCGGUACGUCGGUUCACCUGUCAGCCAGCGACGGAGAACGGCACCACCGCAAGGUGACACGGAGAACCUGCUCCAGCAGCAGCAUUGCCUGUGAGGAGGAGUGCUGAGGAUACAGUCUGCAGCUGCCAUGGCUCUGUGCAUCCUCUUUCUGCUUGUGCCCUGCAGGCGUCUACACAUUGGGGUCCAUCUUGGCCUGCAAUAAGGCUCCUUGAGCGCAGCUGCCUCCUUCAUGGACCUUCUCCCAGGCUUAACCAGCACCACUGGCCGCCGGGAUCCCGUCACUAUUCACAAUGAAUCUAUCAGACCGGAUGACAGAUUUUGCAGACCAGAUCCGAUACGAUUAUGUGAACAGCACCUCCGUGUCUCACGUUGGCAAUGGAACGCUGAGGGACAUCCAACAGAUCAUCCACACGGCCACCCUGGUCACCUGCACCUUCCUGCUGGUCAUUAUCUUCUGCCUCGGAUCCUAUGGGAACUUGGUGGUGUUUUUGUCCUUUUUCGAUCCCGCCUUUAGGAAGUUCAGGACAAACUUUGACUUCAUGAUACUGAACCUAUCCUUUUGCGACCUCUUUAUUUGCUGCAUUUCUGCCCCCAUGUUUGCUUUCGUCUUGUUUUUUGACACCGGCAGUAAUGUGCCCGAAGCGUUUUGCUUCACGUUUCACCUGACGAGUUCUGGGUUUAUUAUCAUGUCUUUAAAAACCGUAGCGGUGAUUGCUCUUCAUCGGCUGCGGAUGGUCCUAGGGCAGCAACCCAAUCGGACGGCUUCUUUCCCAUGCACUUUAAUGCUCACGGUGCUCCUGUGGACCACGAGCUUUACCCUUGCCACAUUGGCCACACUGAGGACACGAAAAUCUCGGAUCUGCCUGCCCAUGUACAGCUUGAUCAGCGGCGAGGGGAAGAUUAUCCUGUAUUUGUACGUCAUCGAUUUUACCUUCUGUGUUGCUGUGGUGUCGGCCUCUUACAUCAUGAUAGCCCAGGCCUUGAGGAAGAAUGCCCAGGUGAGGAAAUGUCCCAUCAUCACUGUGGACACCACCAGACCUCAACCCUUCAUCGCCCCCGGAGUGGACGGGGUGCAGUGUGCCGUCCCUGCUUUAUACAGGAACCAGAACUACAACAAACUUCAGCACGUACAGACUCACGCCUACACUAAAAAACUCAGCCAAAUGCCGGCGCCGGCCAGCAGACUACAGCUGGUGUCGGCCGUCAACCUGUCCACCGCAAAGGAUUCCAAAGCGGUGGUGACUUGUGUUGUCAUAGUGUUGUCUGUCCUCAUCUGCUGCCUGCCUUUGGGCAUUUCUUUGGUCCAGGAUGUGUUGACCAACAGCAGCAGCUUUAUCCUCUACCAGUUUGAGCUUUGUGGCUUCACCCUGAUAUUUUUGAAGUCCGGAUUGAACCCCUUUAUCUACUCUCGUAAUAGCGCCGGCUUAAGGAGGAGAGUGCUGUGGUGCAUCCAAUACGUCGCCCUUGGGUUUCUUUGCUGCAAACAGAAAACGAGAUUGCGUGCCAUGGGCAAAGGCAGCUUGGAAGCGAACAGAAACAAGUCCUCUCACCACGAGACCAAUUCUGCUUAUAUGUUAUCUCCUAAACCCCAAAAAAAGUUUGUCGACCAAGCCUGCGGCCCCAGCCAUUCGAAGGACAGUGUCCUGAGCCCGAAAGGAUCAGGGGGGCACCAGCAUUAUGCCCAGAGCAGUUCUACCCCGAUUAAUACCCGCAUAGAACCCUACUAUAGCAUCUAUAACAGCAGCCCCUCCCAAGAGAUAAGUACCCCCAACAGCCUGCAGCCUGUGAACUCCACCUUCGGAUUUGCCAAAUCGUACAUUGCCAUGCAUUACCAUACAACGAAUGACUUGAUGCAAGAGUGUGAGACCACUUCUGCCAAGCAGAUCCCCGUGCCGUCUGUCUGACACUAAUGGGCAUCUCGUACGCAUUUCUGACAUGUUCUUAAACUUGCCAUAAAGGUAGCGGUUUACAAUUGACACUUUCAUAAGUAUUAGGACUCAUGUACUAAAAAGUUAUUUUUCAUAUAACUUUAUUAAACAGUGUAACACCACUCCUUUUUUUUUUUAUUAUACGCAGCUUGCCUUUGGGUAUCGUCCACGCUAUGAUCUGAGCACGUUUAUUGGACGCCGUUUUUGUUUUUUGUCAUACAGCAUCUACUGUACGUUAAUGUUAUAAAAUCUGA
Molecule: messenger RNA, 2252 nt
Organism: Bufo gargarizans (Asiatic toad)
Lineage: Eukaryota; Metazoa; Chordata; Amphibia; Anura; Bufonidae
Gene: GPR75
Product: G protein-coupled receptor 75
Exons: 2
Coding region: 361-1974 (537 amino acids)
Biological process (GO): G protein-coupled receptor signaling pathway
Cellular component (GO): membrane
Molecular function (GO): C-C chemokine receptor activity
Source: RefSeq, a predicted model, not a curated record